Molecule: messenger RNA, 695 nt
Organism: Magnolia sinica
Lineage: Eukaryota; Viridiplantae; Streptophyta; Magnoliopsida; Magnoliales; Magnoliaceae
Product: bidirectional sugar transporter SWEET14-like
Exons: 5
Coding region: 69-680 (203 amino acids)
Biological process (GO): carbohydrate transport
Cellular component (GO): membrane
Molecular function (GO): sugar transmembrane transporter activity
Source: RefSeq, a predicted model, not a curated record
CACUAGAGAGGCUGGUACUAGAGAGUGCAAACACCUCUUUUUCACAGUGAAACAGCUAAAACCCAAGGAUGGGAAUCAUUGCAAUGCAUCACCCUUGGGCUUUUGCAUUUGGUAUUUUAGGUAACAUUGUAUCAUUUAUGGUGUACCUGGCUCCACUUCCAACAUUUUAUAGGGUGUAUAAGAAGAAAUCAACAGAAGGGUUUCAAUCAAUACCUUAUGUGGUUGCACUCUUUAGUGCCAUGUUAUGGUUGUACUAUGGAUUCCUCAAGACUAAUGGAGUUAUGCUUAUCACCAUCAAUACCAUGGGAUGUGCCAUAGAAGCAACAUAUAUAGCAAUGUAUGUUGUAUAUGCACCAAGGAGUGCCAAGAUAUUCACAUCUAAGCUGUUGCUUUUAUUAAAUGUGGGCGCAUAUGGGUUGAUAUUGCUCUUUACACUCAUGUUAGUAAGGGGCCCAAGGCGUGUCCCAAUCAUUGGAUGGGUCAGCGCCACAUUCAACGUCAGUGUAUUUGCCGCACCUUUAAGCAUCAUGAGGCUAGUGAUAAGAACUAAAAGUGUCGAAUUCAUGCCAUUUUUGCUGUCCCUCUUCCUAACAUUCGCCGCUGUGAUUUGGUUCGUUUACGGCCUCCUGUUAAAGGACUUGUUCAUCGCAGUAAGUUUCCAAUGCAAAAUGAGGUUUUGAGGUCUUGAAAAGCUU